CACAAACUACGCUUAUUACUUAUAAUCCAAACACAAAUCGAAAUCAAAUAAUCUCCCAAUCUCUCUCUCUCUCUCUUCCCCAAGAAAAAUAAUGGGUGCUUGCUUAAGCUUCUCAAUCUCAUCCUCCGAAUCAGUUCAUUAUUACGAAGACACCAACAAAGCCAACAUCAUCUCCAUCAAUGGGGAUUUACGCCAAUACCCAACUCCAGUUAUAGUCGCCCAUGUCCUUGAUGCUGAAGCCUCUUCUUCAUCUUCAUCUUCUUCUGAUCUCUUCAUCUGUAACUCGGACGCUCUAUACUUCGACCAGCAAAUUCCAGCGAUGGAAUUGCAAGAACACCUUCACCCAAACCAAAUCUAUUUCGUUCUCCACAAAUCAAGAACAGAACAACCACUCUCUGCCUCUGAUAUGGCCACACUCGCUCUUAAAGCCACUCAAGCAUUAGAUCUUAAUAAAAAUUCAUCAUCAUCUUCAUCCUCCACCAAGCGCCACCGCCGCCGCCACCGCCGACGUAAGUAUUCUCGCAUUACGCAUCAUGACGGUACUACUACUACUUCAUCAGAUGAUGAAAUUAGCAAGGAAACGACGGAGACCGCGAUCCAGUUCGAUCAGGACUAUUACUUGACCAUAGCACCUUCGAAGAAGAAGAUGAUGACGAAAGAACCGUUGGGGAUAUCCAGAACGGGAUCCGUUAGAAGGUUGCAGAGAUUGACUUCUAAAAGAGCCAAGAUGGCUGUUCGUUCUUUUCGGCUCAAACUCACAACCAUCUAUGAAGGUGGGUUUUAGGCAAAGCCUAGUCCGCCGAUGUCGGCUGCAUAUCAUCCAUCAUCAUCAUCAAGCUUCAACCUUCAAGCUUCGUACGUACGUUAUGGUCUUAAUUUCUUCCAUUUUUAUGUGUUAAUUAUUCUUUUAUUAAUUAAUUGUAAUUAAGCUUUUGUAAGCAAAAGAUCGAUACAGAUUGCGUGGUAUAUAUAUAUAUACAUAUGGUUUAUUUGAAUUUUGAUAGUAGUAGUGUAGGUAUUGAUUAUUAUUUACUUCUACUACUAAUUAAUGAUCAUGUAUAAUUACUCAGUUUUGUCUUAAUUAAUAUUAAUUAUCUUAUUACGAA
Molecule: messenger RNA, 1106 nt
Organism: Cannabis sativa
Lineage: Eukaryota; Viridiplantae; Streptophyta; Magnoliopsida; Rosales; Cannabaceae
Exons: 2
Coding region: 92-784 (230 amino acids)
Source: RefSeq, a predicted model, not a curated record